ACUGGUUCAAAAUCCACAAUGCAGGUUGAGGUUCAGCCUCCGCUCAGUCUCGCGAGAUUUACACAUUUACACGGAAACAAAACAGGAUCUGGAACAUGGCACUAGUGUACGGAGGAGUUGAGGGUGGAGGGACACACUCCAAUGCGGUGUUGGUGGCAGCUGAUGGGAAGAUCCUAGCUGAGACAGAGGGACCAUCCACAAACCACUGGUUGGUUGGGGUGGACCAAUGUAUUGAGACCAUAAAUGACAUGGUUCAGAGAGCAAAGGUGGAGGCAGGGCUGGACCCAAACACACCACUCCUCUCACUAGGCAUGUCUCUGAGCGGAGGGGAGCAAAAGGAUGCCAUCGACAACCUGAUUGCUCAAAUGAAGGACCGGUUCCCCACUCUCAGUCAGCAUUAUGUCAUCAUCAACGAUACCAUUGGCGCCAUGUCGACUGCCAGCGAUUGUGGAGGUGUAGUGUUGAUAUCAGGGACAGGCUCCAACUGUAGGCUGGUCAAUCCGGAUGGCUCACAGAUUGGCUGUGGAGGCUGGGGUCACUUGAUGGGUGAUGAAGGAUCAGCAUUCUGGAUUUCUCAUCUGGCUGUGAAGACAGUGUUUGAUGCCAAGGACAACCUGGUUUCUCCUCCUCAUGAUGUGACACAUGUCAGAAAAGCCAUGGAAGAAUACUUUGAGGUGUCGAAUCUGAUGGGCAUGCUGCCACACCUCUACAGAAACUUCCAGAAGUCUCAUUUUGCUGGCUUCUGCAAGAAAUUGGCUGAAGGCGCUGAAGCAGGUGAUGCUCUCUGUCAGUAUGUGUUCAUUCAGGCUGGGAGAGUCUUAGCAAAACAUGUGGAAGCAGUCUUGCCUAAAGCACAAGAGCUUCUUUUGAGCGGUAACACCGGCUUGCCAAUCCUGUGUGUGGGCGCAGUUUGGGGGAGCUGGGAGCUUCUGAAGCCAGGUUUCACUGAGGUCCUGGAUAAAGUGGCAUCAUCUGAUAAACUCAAGGGCCGUUUUCAUGGAUACAGCCUCCUGACUUUGCAGCAGUCCUCAGCCCUUGGCGGUGCAAGUCUGGGAGCUAAAAGUAUAGGCUCGGCCAUUAAAAUGGAUUACAAGGCCAAUGCCAACAUCUUUUACAAACACUCUUUUAACAGCCACUAACCGAAGGUUCAGCUGUCAAUCACUUAAACCUUAACAAAUCAUUGUUCAAUCAAAGGUAACAUGUAUCAGCCACUUUGUAACGGAUUCAAGUCUAAUUAAUACUUCAAUUAUGGUGAAGUUAAUGAUUGUGUAAUGAUCUUACUACAAGAUUCCAUGGUUAUUGAAAAAUAUUCCUUUUUUUACAGCAUUAUAGCAAAGGUUCUGACAAUGAAACUAACUUUCAUUGUGUUGUACUGUCAACACUUGCACAUUUAAAAAACUUGUUUACAUUUCGCAUGCACAAUAAAGAUACUGUUGACAAAAAGACAGGAGAGGCCUCUCUGAUCCCUGAGAUGAUAUUUUUUUAGGCUUAGACCCAAAAUAAAUAAUCAAACCACU
Messenger RNA from Notolabrus celidotus (New Zealand spotty), 1517 nucleotides. It is a transcript of the gene nagk, whose product is annotated as N-acetylglucosamine kinase. Lineage: Eukaryota; Metazoa; Chordata; Actinopteri; Labriformes; Labridae. The record is from RefSeq and is a predicted model, not a curated record. The transcript has 10 exons. Gene Ontology annotation, molecular function: N-acetylglucosamine kinase activity. Bases 96 to 1139 code for a protein of 347 amino acids.